AUGCCAGCCAAAAGAGUUCUUAUUCUUACAGGAGAUUGUGCAGAAGAUUUAGAAGUCAUGGUCCCUUAUCAAGUUUUGAAGAUGGUUGGACAUCAUGUCGAUGCUGUAUGUCCAGAUAAGCUAGCAGGCCAAUCUGUGAGAACUAUAAUUAAUGAAAUGGAAGGAGCUCAAACUUACUCAGAAAAACGAGGCCAUAAUUUCGAGCUUAAUGCUACUUUUGCAGAUAUUCAAGAAUCUUCAUAUGAUGCGCUUGUAAUUCCGGGCGGACGUGCUCCUGAAUAUAUAAGGCUGAACCCUAGGGUAAUAGAAAUUGUUCGCCACUUUGCUACAAAUAAUAAACCCAUAGCGAUAACUUGCCAUGGAAUCCAAAUUUUAACAGCUGCAAAUGUAUUGUCAGGAAGAAAUGUGACUGCAUAUUAUGCAUGUGGGCCUGAAGUUACUAACGCAGGAGGGCACUAUGUAAUGAAAGGAAUAACUGAAGUAUUAGUUGAUGGUAACUUAGUUACUGCUGUGGCCUGACCUGGAAAUUCUGAUUGGUUAGCAGAAUUCCUGAAACUUCUUGGGACGACUAUUACCCCUUAA
Blepharisma stoltei is the source of this 582-nucleotide messenger RNA. The record is from the annotation of a GenBank genome assembly. NCBI's taxonomy places the organism in Eukaryota, Ciliophora, Heterotrichea, Heterotrichida, Blepharismidae.